UUUACUUGGCUGAAAAUCAAGGGUUCAUUUAUCAAUCAUUCAUAAUGUAGCAAGUAUAUUCGCUACCAGUGAGACUAAUAGAGCAUUUUCAUCCACAAAUAAAACUUCACUUUUGAGCCCCACAUUUCAAGCGAGUUUCAACCACAUGUUCACACGUUAGUGGGCCUCACUCAUAUUACCUAUUAUCUUCAUGUCAAGUGUCAACCCAUAUCACUCACGAAUCUCACACUAUCCAUCCACUUUAAAAACCCAAACACCAAAACUUUUAAAAACAAAGAAAAGAAAAAUAAAUAAAUAAAUGCAAAAACCGCUUGUUAAGCUGUUAUUCAUCCAUGGCAACUCCGCCGUCAUCGCCGCCGUCACCGUCGUUGCUAUUCUUACAAACUUCGAAACUUCUUAAUUUUCACUCUCCUCUUAGGCCCAAGCCCAAGCCCAAAUUCAAGGCCCAUUUUAGCGGUAAAGCUUCGAUUAAGCCUCCACCACCCGAGUUCGAUUUCCGAUCAUCACAAAUAUUUUCAGAUUCUCGGGCCGUUAUUUCGGGGGCCCACCCGGAGCUAUUGGAUUUGGUUGAUAUGGGGAGUUUGGUUUUGGUCCAGAAGAAUCAGUUUGGGCCUGUACCAUCUUGGCGGGCUGAGUUUGUUGAGCCCGAUGAGAUUUGGUUGGUGGGUACUAGUCACAUUGAUGAGGGCUCGUCUUUGGAUGUUGAGCGGGUUGUUCGGGCUAUUCGGCCCGAUAAUGUCGUCGUUGAGCUUUGUCGUAGCAGAGCUGGGAUUAUGUACUCCAGCAGCAAUCAGCCAAAAGCGGAACUGAAGUCCAAUAUGUUUUCCUUAAGUGGUGCUGGAUUUUUUGGUGCUGUUGGCCGUAGCAUAAACUUGGGGGGACAAACUGCUUUGGCAUUAAGGCUAUUGUUGGCCAUCUUUUCAUCUAAACUUUCUUCAGAUGUUGACAGGCCUUUUGGAGAUGAGUUUCGUGCUGCUCGGAUGGUGUCUGAAGAAAUUGGUGCACAGAUAGUGUUGGGGGAUCGGCCCAUUGAAAUUACUCUUGAGAGGGCGUGGAAUUCACUGAAAUGGGCCGAAAAAUUAAGCUUAGUGAGCUCAGUUAUCCGUGGAAUCACAUCUUCAUCCGAGACUUCCACAGCCAAUGUGAAGGAAUCUGGUACUGAUGACAACCCUUACCAGCUUUAUGAGAAACUUAGCUCUGCUUACCCUUCCCUUGUACAGCCGCUUAUACUUGAACGUGACACGUACCUAGCAUGGUCUCUAAAACGGAGUAAAGCCGUAACUAACUGUAAGAGAGUGGUGGGAGUGAUAGGGAAGGGCCACUUGAAUGGAGUGAUAUACGCGCUGAUUUCAGACCUGGGAGAUCUACGUUUUCGCGACUUAGCUGGGAAUAGAUCUGGUGCUAAUGUUCCUAAUGCUUGGAUCAAUAAAAUUUUUAAAGAUUUGGCAAGGGAUACAUUGAUUGGUGUUCUUUUGUGGGCAUUAUAUGAGCAACUGAAGUCUGGUUUCUGAGUAGGCUGAUUCUGCAGUUUUACUUCCAAUUAUUGGGAGUACCCAUUGUAAUUGUAUAGUACGAGUAUAUAAUUUGGUUGUAACUCGUGUUCUCUUAUUGUCGAACCCUAUGUUGUCCACAUAUAUAUGGGUCAUUUUGUAUAGCUUAAAGAGGUAUUCCUCUCAUAAAUUCAUAAUCAUAGACUCUACUCAUUGGAUGGGCCAUGAUUUUCAAUAUGAGCUUGUUGAAACACUCACAAUACCUCACGAAUGUCAAAACAUUUAUUCUAUGGAAUUUGGUAAUUA
Messenger RNA from Chenopodium quinoa (quinoa), 1796 nucleotides. Its product is annotated as traB domain-containing protein-like. The transcript is spliced from 7 exons. Bases 333 to 1511 code for a protein of 392 amino acids. The record is from RefSeq and is a predicted model, not a curated record. Lineage: Eukaryota; Viridiplantae; Streptophyta; Magnoliopsida; Caryophyllales; Amaranthaceae.